CGAUACUGAAUUACGUAGAAGUAGAUUUGCGUCGAUGCUGAGAGCAUCCUGUUUCUGUGUGCCACGAUGCUGAAGAGACUGCUUCUGCUUCUCUGUCUGACAGGACAUGUGUUUGCCAAAGAACCCCCCGAUGUGGAAUGUUUGGUGGUGCAUCUGAAAUAUGUUCACUGUUCUUGGAAUAAGCAGGGGACUCCAGAGGUCAAUUACACCUUCUACGGCUGGAUCAAAGGUGCCGACGUCAGUGAGUGCCCCUCCUAUCUGUCAGAGAACAACAUAAACACUGGAUGUAACCAGCCCUGUGGCUCACGGUUCAACUCAUUUUACACCAGACUGGUUCAUGAAAACCAGAGUUCCAAGGAGAAGGAACAUGAGCUUAAAACAAAAGUCAAGUUGAAUCCACCAACCAACCUGACUGUCCAUUAUGGAUCCGACUCUAACCUGUGGCUCAGCUGGACCCAGAUUUCUUCUAAUUGUGUGGAAAGUGAAGUUCGCUACAGGAUCAACAACAGGAACUGGGCGUCCUCUCGAGUCAGUAUUGGGAAGCAGAAUUACUGCCUCAACUUACCCUCCCACAGUUCCCUGUAUGAGCUACAGGUGCGGAGCAGAAUAGGGUACGCCUGUGGACUUUCCGAAUUCUGGAGCGACUGGACUGAGCCUGUGGUCUGGGGAUCCAACAAUAGCACGGAUGUGGAAUGUUUGGUGGUGCAUCUGAAAUAUGUUCACUGUUCUUGGAAUAAGCAGGGGACUCCAGAGGUCAAUUACACCUUCUACGGCUGGUUCAAAGGUGCCGACGUCAGUGAGUGCCCCUCCUAUCUGUCAGAGAACAACAUAAACACUGGAUGUAACCAGCCCUAUGGCUCACGGUUCAACUCAUUUUACACCAGACUGGUUCAUGAAAACCAGAGUUCCAAGGAGAAGGAACAUUAUCUUAAAGAAAAAGUCAAGUUGAAUCCACCAACCAACCUGACUGUCCAUUAUGGAUCCGACUCUAACCUGUGGCUCAGCUGGACCCAGAUUUCCCAGAUUUCUUCUAAUUGUGUGGAAAGUGAAGUUCGCUACAGGAUCAACAACAGGAACUGGGCGUCCUCUCGAGUCAGUAUUGGGAAGCAGAAUUACUGCCUCAACUUACCCUCCCACAGUUCCCUGUAUGAGCUGCAGGUGCGGAGCAGAAUAGGGUACGCCUGUGGACUUUCCGAAUUCUGGAGUGACUGGACUGAGCCUGUGGUCUGGGGAUCCAACAAUAGCACGGACCCUAAUAAAAUGAACAGUUCAAUGUCUGUGUGGACCCCAGUGCUGUCUGUGGUGGGUGCUUUUAUCCUCAUCGUACUGGUCAUGAUGUUGCUGCACAAUGAAAGAAUCAGAAUCAUCUUCAUCCCUGUGGUUCCCAAGCCAUCCCCAAACCUUCAAAACAUCGAGGAUUGGUUUAAAUUCCCUAAAGGCCUGAAAGAGGGUUUAAACUACAAUGAGCGUCCCUGCCCUGUGCGUGAGUACUGCCAUGUCCGCCAGUCCGACAGCGAGAGCUCUGACUGCUCAACCUGCUCUGCCACCACCGACCAAACCGACUGCUCCGUCUUCAUCCCUGUGAACGAAUCGGACCUGUCUACUCCCUGCUCCUCUUCCAUCUCACAGUUUUAGUUUCAUCUGAGGAAGAGAAGCAGGUUUCUGUUUAGGAGGCAUCUCAAUCAGGGAUCAGAAAAUGGAUCAAGAUAUGUUUGGUUUCCCCUAUGAGAAGAAACCAGAUAUUUGUUCAAGGCACUGAAAAGCAAUUGAUUCAAUUAAAGCUAUUCAUGUUACAGAAUAUCAACAAUAUGAUGCAGGAGUUACAGGUAAAAAAAA
Molecule: messenger RNA, 1836 nt
Organism: Sander lucioperca (pikeperch)
Lineage: Eukaryota; Metazoa; Chordata; Actinopteri; Perciformes; Percidae
Product: cytokine receptor common subunit gamma-like
Exons: 12
Coding region: 67-1635 (522 amino acids)
Biological process (GO): cytokine-mediated signaling pathway
Cellular component (GO): external side of plasma membrane
Molecular function (GO): protein binding; cytokine receptor activity
Source: RefSeq, a predicted model, not a curated record